AUAUAAUUACCCCAUACGCGCCCGCAUUACUGCAAACUUUUAAAGUAAGUUUAUCAUUUGGAUUAUUUUACACUUGUUACUGACAGUAUAGUUGAGCCCCCCUGCGGAAAAACUAAUUUGAAUUACAAAGCAUUUGUCUUUUGACUUUAUUUGUAAAUUGCAUGGAACGCACAAGUAUUCUUUACUUUACAUAACUAUACACGCUCGCAUUUAAGUGCGUGGCCGCUCUUAAAAAUUGCAAAUAUUUACAAUUAUAUUUUUGAUUUUUUCGCUUAAACUUGAGAGAAUCUUGCGUGAAAAGUUCUUGAAAGCUUCAUACAUAAAGAAGGUGAAUUUGGAGCGGCUUUAAAGAUGAUUUCUUGGCGUUUCUAUUUCGUAUUUGUUGUGGCUUUCUACUCGAAGUCCGUAGCUUGCUCAAGCGACAGUUCAAACUCGACAAGAACCGUCGUCAUAAUCGUUGUUGUUGUUUUUAACGUACUAUUUUGGGGUUGUUUUUGUUGUUCUCUCUGUCGAAAGCGCUAUGAAAGUACCAUUGUGAUUGAACGAGUCGUCACCGCUCCUCCCGCGGCUGUUGUUGCCAAUUUAUCAAACAUUGAAAUGAUGAAUACAGCAUCAGGAUAUACACCAGAGCAACAAGGUUAUGACCCUCGACAACCGGCAUAUUACCCACCACUGAAUACAAUCCCAAGACACGGCGAUGGUUUGGUGAACCCGGCUUGUGGUCCUCCCCCACCGUACACUGAGAGCCCUCGAUCUUGAAAUGGUACGAACACUCUUGAAUUGCCAGUGUAGGUAGUGCCGAUAAUAUGAACAAUAAAGUGCCUAUGACACGAAAUUUCACCCCAAAUGUUUAUGAUUGCAUUGUAAAGAUCACUUAAAAUGACUUAAUAAUUUCUUUUAUAGAAUUUUGAUAACUUGCUUCCUUUGCAAGAUAUUCAACUUUGUUUCAUAUGCAAAUAUCACCGGUGUGACAUCGCAUCGCAUGAUGACAUUUUGAAAACGCAAUAUUUUACUUUGAUAAAAUAUGUUUACAAGCAAAUACAGACGGUCAAGUACCAGUUAUGAAAUUAAUACAUAUACAAGGGCAAUUUUUAAGUUUUUUAGACACGUAUUCGUCAAGAAAACUAUACUUUUGGGAAAACUCAUUAUGUGAUGUGAUGUCACACCGGUGAUAUUUGCAUAUGAAACAAAGUUGAAUAUCUUGAAAAGGGAACAAGUUACCAAAAUUCUAUAAAAGAAAUUAUUAAGUCAUUUUAAGCGAUCUUUACAAUACAACCAUAAACCUUUGGGGUGAAAUUUCGUGUCAUAGGCACUUUAAGGGAUGCAACUACUUGUAGGGAUAUGUCGAAGGGCCUUCGCUCGAAACGUCGAAAUUCUCCUUAUAUUUUUCAGGUAGUUGCAUCCCUACUAACGAAAGCUUGUACACACGUAAAAACGCACAAAUUGGUACAGGUCUGCAAACAAGUUGUUGCAAAUCCGUUCACAAACUGUCGACAAGUUGUGUUCGCACUGCUUGUUCCCAGUUGUUGGAACAAGUUUGAAACAAGCUGCUAUCAAUUUGUAACAAGCUUGAUGGCAUUAUCAUGCGGACUUGUAUGCCGAAGUUGUUCUAACAAGUCUGAUACAGUCAUGAUAUAACAAGAAUGUUACAAGGUUGACGACACAAGGUUGUAACAAUAUUGUUAUAUCAUGACUGUAUCGGACUUGUUGGAACAACCUUGCAACAAGUCUGACAAUAUCAACAAGGUUGUUGCAAGUUGUUAACAGUUUAUUCCAAACUUGUUGACAACUUGGGACAAGCAGUGCGAAGACAACUUGUUGGCAGACUUGCUACAAGAUGUGAAACUUUUGCGUGUGUACAAUAUAGUCUGUAUAUCUGAACUAAUUAUAAACUGUAUAUAUAGUCUGUAGAAAGUCUGUAGUCAAAUAGGUUAACGUUUUGGGGUAUAUAGUGUUGCAACAUAAACAAUUUGAAAGCAGGAUUGUUGAUGCAAAGUAUGGAAUAUUAUGAUAUCUCAAACGUGUAGGUGCUAUUCCACAAUAAGCUGAUGUGUUUUUUGUCUGAAAUACUACCUGCAAAUAUAAUGAGAACUCCCAAUCUUGAUCAUUGUGUGAUCUUCAUGUUACUAUGAUGUUAGUGUAAAGAAUUUUAGUCUUUUUAGAAACUGUUAACUUGGCAAACGUAACAUUUGAACAGAGUUCAAACUUAAAAUAAUUUGAAGGAUAUUUUAUUGAGUUCGCGUAAUGUUUUUAAAGAACGAAGCAAUAAUACGAAUGAUUAUACGGAUCCUCAGCUUCUAUUUACGGACCGUACGAAUUUGUCGGGCGGUGAAUCGUGAACUGUUGCCAGCGUGUUGCGACAAGAAGUUUCUUCAUGUUUUCAUAUUACAACAUGCAGGAACUUAUUUAGGCAUCUUAUAGGCAUCAUCAUCGUAAUGUAAAGGAUUUUAGUGGAUUGAUAAUGAUUUGUAGUAUGUGGUGUCGACUAUUGUUAUUGCAUAACAAAGCUUAAGUAAACAGCAAGGCAAAUUUAAGUCGAAUCCGAAGGCCAUUAUAAAUGCUUCGUGGAAAUCAUGAUUCAAUAUACUGUAUAAGCAGGUCUCGUCAAUAUGUAAAAUUUAAACUGGAAAUAGUCACCUACAAAACACUCCUACAAUUAAGAACUUCAACUUCCUUUACCUUUACAAGGACAAAAAAUCUUUGUUUCUUUGAUAUCGACAGAGCUACGGCCUAUGAUUUCAGUGGUAAUUAAGAUAUUUGAAUUAUUUUGAAAUUCUAUAUAUAUAAGAUUAUACAAAGCAACCUCGCAAGCUAGAUCUCGCCUCUGCGCUCCUGCCUCGCUUGGAUUGAGACCCUAGUACUAUUAGCCGGUCACAUUACCCGUCGUAUUUUGGCGGAUUUGAUAGUUUGUCUCUGGGAAGGGGCCAAGUAAGUAGUGGGUUUGUCACUUAUGCGAUUCAUGAAUUUCCAUUAUGGAACAAACCAACUAUACUUGCGCGGCUUCUUCCCAGAGACAAAUGAUCAAAUCCGCCAAAAUACGACGGGUCAGGUGACCGGCUAAUACUAUAUAGGGUCUCAAAUCAAGCGAGGCAGGAGCGCAGAUCGAGAUCCUAGCUUGCGAGGUUGCAUACAAAGGUAUAAAGUUCUGUAUAUUUGUAACAUUUCAAAUUAUAGAAUUUGAUAUACCUUUUAUAAGCUUUGUAUAUCCUAUAGAAUGUUAAGAAUAAUCUGUAAAUCGAAGUAUUACGAACACUGAAGAGGAAAAAACUAAUUUGAAUCACAAACCAUUUGUCUGUUCAUUUUUUUUAGUGCGUAAAUUGCAUGAAACACGUCAAGUAUUCUUUACUUUACAUAACUAAAUAUAUUUGAACGCUUUCGUGCAUAUCGUGUCGAUUAUGCUACACGUUCGCAUUUACACAGUGCGUGUAGCCGCUCUUAAAAAUCGCGAAUAAUUUUAAAUUUACUUUUGAUUUUCUCGCUUGAACUUGAGAGAAUCUUGCGUGAAAAGUUCUUGAAGAAGGUUGCAUUUGGAGCGGCUUUAAAGAUGAUUUCUUGGCUUUUCUAUUUCGUAUUUGUUGUGGUCCUUCACACCAAGUCAGUGUUGUCUAGACCUCCUUGUGACAAUGAUGGAAAUUAUCCAAGAAACAGUUCAAAGACAAAUGUAUCGAUCAUCGACAUCAUCCUCAUGUUUGUUUCCGUUUUUGGAGUCUUAAUUUGCACUUGUAUGUGUUUCUGCUGCUGCUUCAGCUCUGACUACUCAGUCUUCUCUGAACCGACUCGACGAACAGUAUAUCGCGGGAUUGUGCUUGACACCAACCCUUCUUGACACCGACCCGGAUAACCUUUCUACCCCUUAUACACCGACAGACUCCGACAGCGAUGUUGUUGAUAUUAUGCGCUGUAAUAGUUUGUAGUGUAAAGGAUUUUAGUCUUUUUAAUCAUUGAGUCCAAACUUAAAAUAGUUUCAGGAUAUUUUAGUGUUGGGUAUAGUUAAACCUUCAAUAUUUUAGCCUUGGUUUAUAUGAUUUGUAGUAUGUAUAUAUUGCAUGUUGACUGUUGUUGUCAUAAACACUGUAUUAAACUUAAGUAUUAUUAUUAAACAGCAAGGCAAAGUCGAAGACUUAAAGUCCUAGCAUUUAAUAAUACUCUGAUUCACAUCGGCCCUGGUAGUAUGUAUUGUUGACUGUUGUCAUAAACACUGUGUUAAACUAAGUAUUAAACAGCAAGGCAAAGUGAAGUCGAAGGCCAUUAUAUAUAAAUGUUUCGUGACAAUCAUGAUGUUACAACAUGCAGGAACUCACUUAUAUAUAUAUAUAGGGUUUUUUUUUCUUCUUUACAAAAAAUCUUUGUUUCUUUGAGAUCGACAUGCAGAGCUAUGAGCUAAACGAUUCAAGUGGUAAUUGAAAUAUGUGAAUUAUAGAGUAUUCUUAAAUUCUAGGAUUAUAUUAUAAGUAUAAAGUUGGUUGUGUUUGAGGAAGCAUGUCUGGUAUUAAUUAAUAUAAUGUUUAAAUUUCUUCAGACAUAAAAUUUGAAUAUUUACUAAAAUGAGGGAAUAAAUUAGGGGGGGCGAAAGGAAAUUUACCCGACCUACUGAAAAAAUAUUUUCCGUGUAAGCUUUCGUCUAUCCACAAAAAAAUUUUCCUAAUCCGUUAAAAUUUCUCGUUACUUUUACAAAAUUUUUGUAAUUUCAACUACUAUAUUGCAUAUGUCUUCUUUUUAAACUCCCCCAAUUUUUGCUGCCCCCCUCCCCCCGUACGCCUAUGUAUACAAAUUGUUCUCCUAAUACAUAAUCUUGCAGGCGGCAUGCUUUUGAAUCUCAACUGCUUCAAUAUACUUUCGUUCCUCUUCGUUCCUAAAGGCUUAUUUCCACUCAAGAAAAAAUUUCUAGGUUAUUUUGUGCUUUAUUUUGUCCGAUUGUUUGCAUAAUGUGAAGAAUUGUAGUCCUUUUAGAAAAGCUUAUGUUCAAACUUAAAAUACGUUUAGGGAUAUUUUAGUGUAGGUAAGGGUAUGGUAAAUUCUUCAAUAUUUCAGCCUUGGUUUAAUAUGACUUGUAGUAUGUUGUGCUGACUGUUUUUAUUGCAUCAAUAGGCAGGAACUUAAACAUAUUUUUGGCUACCUUUAUACACAGACAAAAAAUCUUUGUUUAUUUGAUGUCGACACACCCAUGGCUAUGGGCUACGAUUUAAGUGCUACGAGUUAAAUAAUUCUGAAUACAAUAAAAAGUUAAUGUUUAACACUUUUACUCGCAAUGUGCUUGUCUUUCAACAUAUAUUUUAACUCGAAGCUACUGUAUAAAAGUUAAAGUUUACAAACAUACAGACGAACCCUAAAGAAUUUCUUCAUAUAUUCUUUGAUUAACUAUGAUAAAAAAAUACAGACAAAGACUUACUAUAUACAUUCACAUUUCAUGAUUUCACACAAAAAUGUGUUAAAGGGCCCAAGGAGGGGGGGGGGGAGAUUUUGCACGAGUGGGAGUGGGGGGCAACAGGAGGGCCUGGGAGGCCAAAUGGCUCCCCAGUUUAUACGUUAAAAUAUGCCUUGCUCGUGAAAAGCCAGCAAGUAAACACAAAGCCAGCUGCCUGUGAGAUUAAAUAUGAACUAUGUACAAAACUAAUUAAAAGACACCUGCAUAAUGCUUCCCGAGUGUUUUGAUUAAAAAGAAUGAAUACGCAUUUAAAUAUUAGAAGAAUUUCCCGUACUACUUUCGCCCAAUUCAUGUCCAGCUCUCUUUGUUUUCAAAAUUGGUCGUUUUAUUUUUAUAAUAGACAAACUAAUCUCUUCUCUUCCAGAGUCAUCUUUUAUACCCAGAACUUUGCUCGUUUCAUUAUCAUCAAUAAUAUCAUCAUCGAUAGGAUCGUCAGUAAUCACACGACCAUUAUCGAUUACCUCUUUAUUAUUGAUCAUGUCAUUAUUAGCGAUCAUAUCGUCAUCGAUAACAUCAUCAUCAUUAUUGGCUACUCUGUUAUCUUCGUUCUCACCAAAAGAACGAUAUCGAAAUCUGGAUUUUCUGCUCCCCUUGCACCAACACAGACAGCAAAACGUAACCCAGAAUAAAGCAUUGCCCAAAGCAACUGCCGCUACAAUUCCAAUAAUAACACCAAUGUUCGUUUCAUGUCUUUUUGAGCAACUUGCUUGGCAUGUGUUGGUCUCUUUACAACAUUGUUGGCCGAACCGACAUUGGUAAGAAUCAUCACAAGCUACGACCUCGUGGAGUAUUUCAAAUCCACAAAUGAUUAGAAAUAAAAGCAGGUCAAAGAACCCCGAAAACGCCAUGGCAGCAAACGUCUCCACAGAAACGCUAUUCUUCUUUAGUUAAACUGGGACAUUCAGAAUCACUGCAUUGUUUUAUACGAAUUCAAAACCCGCGAUAUUUGUACGAAUUUCGUAUAAGUACUGUUUUUUUACAUCUUUAUCAGUUGUACUUACACUGUUUAGACUUUUAAGAAGUAGCGAUGUUUCUCUAUUGAUCAGCUUGGCCACUCAAUGUUAUUGCAUAAAAUGAGUAGAAAAGUAAAUUUGUGUCCGUUCGGGCUUCACAGUUGUUUUAAUUUGCGUAGACAAAAAUUUAACAAUAAGUGGCAAUGUCCAAGCUGAUUACUACCAAUCAAUCAAGAGUCGUUGUCCAGCAGCGAAAGUUUCGCGGCAUAUGGCGUCAUCAAACCACAACUGUAGAUAAACCUUUUCAGCGAAACAGAUUUCCGUGUAGUUUGGCUGUAAAAUUACCUGUUGACAAUUCUCAAUUCACAACGAAGGGUGAACGUGAAGUUUUUUUAUUCCAAUUUCAAAACAAUUAUAAUCAUCGUCAAAGUAAAUGGCUUAUUCCAUAAAACAUGUAGUUCUGCUUUCAAAUCAUAUCUUUUUUCCCAGUUGAUUCUUACCGCGAGAUAGCAUCAAGACUAAUAGCUAGGCCACGCGCAGAAUUGCCUUAUUCAAACUACUUAAAAGCAAUCUGCCUCAUGUCGUUAUAUCUCUCACCGCCAAUUACGCAAAAUGCAUAAUUACAAUGUACACACAGUUAAUAAGAGGGCCAACUGUUUCCCUCCCUCUCUCCCUCCCAAUUCUCCCCUCACCCAAUUUGGAAUUCCACUUUUUAUGAGAACAUUCCUCCUACAACACUGAAAAAUAUCUCUCACAUCGCUACAGGAGGUUAAACGUCUCCGCCAUUCAGCCAUAAUUCAUAUUUUUUUGUUUUGAG
This is a messenger RNA of Paramuricea clavata, 7195 nucleotides long. The record is from the annotation of a GenBank genome assembly. Lineage: Eukaryota; Metazoa; Cnidaria; Anthozoa; Malacalcyonacea; Plexauridae.